ACUCGAAAGGAUCGUGAAAAUACCAGAAAUAAAGGUUUUUUGUUUUUGAUAAAUCAACAUCGUGCAUGGCAGAUUGCACUGAUUUACAUCCGAUUUCGUUCAUAUAACUGUUGGGUUAUUGAAUUAUAUCGGUAUAAUCGAUUUCCGGUUAAGUUCGAGAAGUCCUGCUGAAGGUAGGGUGAUAGCGCAAGGAGAAAAUGGCGGCUGCAGCUGAAUUUGUCGAAGCAGAUAAUGCAGAAGCCAUAAUCACCAGAAUUGAGCACAAAUCUCGGAAGAUCGAGAGCUUACUUAAACAGUCUAGGCCAGUGGAAGCUCUAAAAACUGCUCUUGAAGGUUCGCCUCCGAAUACCCGAGAUGAGCGCUGCAAGUCAGCAAAUUGGAUUGCGGUGCAUAGGGCUCUUAUGGCUAUAAAGGAUGUAGAUGGGAUGUUUUCUUCGUUGGAUCCAGAGUACUAUGAUAUUCUAAUGAAGUACUUGUACAGAGGAUUGUCAACUGGUGAUCGUCCCACAUGUGAUCAGUGUCUUAGGAUACAUGAAAAAUUGACAGAAAGGGCUGGCUUGGGCUGCAUUCUUCGUUCCCUUGCAGAUACUAUCAAUACAGUUUGAUUUUGCUGAAACCCUUCCCCUCUUUAGCUGAUGUCGAAAAUAUUAUUAUUUUCUCUUGGACAUAUCAUGCUACUGGUGAAAGAUACUCGAUUCUAUCUGAUUUCGACUUGCAUAAAUUGCUUUCCA
Messenger RNA from Momordica charantia (bitter melon), 731 nucleotides. Its product is annotated as actin-related protein 2/3 complex subunit 5A. NCBI's taxonomy places the organism in Eukaryota, Viridiplantae, Streptophyta, Magnoliopsida, Cucurbitales, Cucurbitaceae. The record is from RefSeq and is a predicted model, not a curated record. Gene Ontology annotation, cellular component: actin cytoskeleton; Arp2/3 protein complex. Gene Ontology annotation, biological process: regulation of actin filament polymerization; Arp2/3 complex-mediated actin nucleation.